This is a messenger RNA of Fusarium venenatum, 1062 nucleotides long. RefSeq lists its product as uncharacterized. Gene Ontology annotation, molecular function: oxidoreductase activity, acting on the CH-OH group of donors, NAD or NADP as acceptor. The record is from RefSeq and is a predicted model, not a curated record. NCBI's taxonomy places the organism in Eukaryota, Fungi, Ascomycota, Sordariomycetes, Hypocreales, Nectriaceae.
AUGUCUUUCUCACCUUCUUCUAUCCUUGUGACAGGAGCCAACGGAUACUUUGGUUUACAUGUCGUUGAUCAACUACUAAAGCAUGACAGAACGGUUUAUGCGACAGUACGCUCCGAGAAGGCCGCUGAAACGGUCCGCACAAGCUUUUCGGCAUAUAUCAAGUCUGAUCAGCUCCGCAUCGUCUUCGUUGAAGACCUGACCCAGCCAGAAUGUUUCCAACACGCAUUCAACGAAACCAUUACUAGUGUCGUUCAUGUGGCGAGCCCUUGUCCGAUGGGCAAGAAUAUUCAAGACAACAUUCGCGAGAUACUCAGCCCCGCUAUCGCCGGCACCACAGCUGUGCUAGAAGCAGCCAAAAAGUAUGCGUCUUCCUCGUUCCGUAGGGUUGUGCAGAUAUCUUCUUUCUCUGCCAUGCUCGACCUCUCUAGAGGCCCUCGCCCUGGGUAUACUUACACUGAAGCCGACUGGAACCCAGUGACGUACGAAGAAGCCGCGAAGGAGCAGGACCCAAUAGUCUUGUACAUAGCGUCUAAAGCGCUGUCUGAGAAAGCUGUAUGGGAGUGGAUGUCAGCAAAUAAGCCACACUUCGAUACUGUGUGCUUAUGUCCAUCAACAAUCUUCGGUCCUCACAUCGAGGCUAUCGACUCAAUGACUCGCCUGCACUCAACGGCUUCCCUGCUCUGGGGCUUAGUCGACGCUCCUCAAGUUCCACGUCUUGACUUUGCUGGUGCUAUCGACGUACGCGACGCUGCCCUGAUGGUCGUAUCUGCUGUUGACACGCCAGAUGCCAGUGGUAAGAGAUUUCUUCUGGCUGAGCAUUUCGACUGGCAGAGUGCCGCAGACGCGGCCAGAUCAAGCCUGGCCCAAGAGGCUCGUUGCAGGAUUCCCAUAGGCACACCUGGUUCUGGCAAGGACGAGGCACUCAACAAUCUAUAUACUGUCGAUGGGUCUAAAGCAGUGGAGGUCCUUAGGGUCAGAUACAGACCAUUGGCUGAGACGGUGAUAGACACCCUGAAGCAAUUUCUUGAGGUGGAGGCGAGGGAGAGGGAGUCUUCAGCUUAA